Oikopleura dioica is the source of this 1344-nucleotide messenger RNA. Lineage: Eukaryota; Metazoa; Chordata; Appendicularia; Copelata; Oikopleuridae. The record is from the annotation of a GenBank genome assembly.
AUGGAAUAUGUUUCCGAACUUAGCGAAUCCGAGCUAGCCUGCUCCCGGGAACAGUGGCAACACUAUCUGCAUUCGAUCAACGCUUCGGAACUCAUCGGCGAAAAUGAAAUGUUGUUCCACUUCUGGGUCGAAAUUCAGCGAACCGAGCCCACUCUCAUGCGACUUUUCGACGCAUUCAUUACUUCCGCAGUGAAGGAAAUCAGAAGCUUGGCGUGCGACAAGUCCAUUCUUCUGGAAAGCAGAAAAUUGUCAAAGCUGCAGAUGAAGAAGCUAUAUGACGAGAUGAAUACAUUCAUUUCUGAUGAGCGCGACCGUCUUGGAAGAGAAAUGACUUCGCAGCUGAUCCGUAAACUUGAAGAGCAGCAGAAUCAGCAAAACACGGAAGUCUUCAUUCUUUCGAAGGAAAAAGAAGUUAUUGAGCAAGAACUUGACCAUCUAAAAGGCCUGACUACGACGCAAAAAGACCAACUCGAAGAAUUCUCCGAAACGCUGGAAAGACUGACCAUCAAGGAAGAAGAGCUGCAUUUGAGAAACAAAGAACUAGAACUGGAAAACAUGAGGCUGCAAAAUCAACUGAAAAACUCGCAAUUUGACCUCCAGCACCACCAAUUACUUUGCGAAAAAUUAGUUACUGAAGCUUUGAAUGAAGAAGACAGACUCAAAGGGACGAUUGACAGUUUGAAGAACAAAUUAUCACACUCUGCCAGUUUGAGUUUUACAGAAGUUUACAGCCAUCCUGCACAGUCGAUAAAAACUCCCGAUCGUCUGUACAAAGUGAUCAUGCUUGGCGACUCUAACGCUGGCAAAACUUCGAUUAUAAAUCGAUACACAAGAGAUCAGUUCACGAUGACGGAACCAACUAUUGACAUAAGUUAUCGGAUGAAAGCUCAGCUUACUGCCAGGGGACUUAUAUCGCUGCAAAUAUGGGACACAGCAGGCCAGGAACGAUUUCGCUCAAUCCCUCGGUGCUACUUUAGAAAGGCUGAUGGUGUCCUGCUUGUUUAUGAUGUCACCAAUACACAAAGCUUGCUGAAUGUUCGGCGAUGGCUGAAUGACCUGGAUGAUAUUACUCAAAAAAUGAUCGUAGGAAAUAAAGUCGAUCUCGCCAAAGAUCGCCUGGUAACGGCUGAUCACGGGCGAAAGAUGGCUGAUGAUCUUGAUUGCGAGAUGAUCGAGGUUUCAGCCAGAACUGGCUUCAAUAUUCCCCAGGCCUUUGAAAAGCUCUCGAGGCUCAUGCAGGAAAAUGAAGACGCAGAGCUCGCCAUGAUUACCAGAUCAAAUACCAAAAUUGCCCUGGCUUUCGACCCGACCUCGGACGAAAAGACCUACUCCUCCUGUUGCUAA